CUGCCCUGCUAGUUAGUGGGCAUGCGCAGUAGGAAGUGAAAGCUAACGCAGUUCCAAACUGUUCCUAGAAUAUUUAACUAUCACAUAAAGAAGCGCAUUCGGGCGAUCCUUUGGGUCAGUACCGAGUUUCACGGGAACAUAUAUUGUCUAUGUUUUGGUUGAACUGGGUCUCAGCGCGGAAAAGGGGGUAACUAAACUUGUUUGGCUACUUUUGGCAAGUGACGCUAAUGCAGUAGUCUGACACUUGCUUCCUGUUUACGCUACUAGCUUAAAAAUCACCGUGAGAAAUGUGAUAGGUAAAGCUAGGGGACUUUUUAACGCCGCGGAGGAGGAGGGAAACACGACCCUGUACAGCUGUGCGCUUUUUCUUUACUACAUGAGUCUGUCGACGGGAUGUCGCUGAGUUCGGGUGGUUGGACCCACUCCCCCGGCCUCACACCGGACCAGUCCACCGUCCUCCCCAGCACCAGCAACUAUGAGACCUCGCAGGCCGGAUGCCAAACCGUACUCAUGUCAGUUCGGGUGUCGGUGUGCCAUUCUGGGAUUCGGCCGCUGUGUCUUCCGGGGGCAGUUGAUGAGUCACUCCGCCUGCAGCUCAGCAUGGACCCGGGGAAAUCCGGGGAAUUCCGCCUGUCGCUCCAGAACACCAGCGGGACUGGCCGGAGCAUGACCAUUGCCGAGUUUGAUCUGAGGACUGUAAAGUACGAGGUGAAGUCACCAAAGUGUCACGAGCUGAUGUUAGUUGCUCCUCCGCAUGACCGCAUCAGCUUCAACUUCCUCUGUGAGCAGGAGGCUCAGGAGUGGGCCACUGUGGUCACGUCGGCACUGAAAGAAGCACACAGAGUUGUACCUCAAGAAAAUGAUUCAGAGCAGCUCUCCAUUGGGCUCCAUUUUCAGAGCACCUCAACCUUACAAAAAACAGAGGAUUCAUGCAUAGAGCUGAGCAGAGCCAUCGAGGCGGGCGACAUGAAGUCUGCUUCUGUGUUUGCUGCUGCACUCGCCCAUCAGCACGCAGCGCUGAAGAUCCAGCCUUCUGCUAAAGACUACGAAGACACUGAAAUCAAUUUGGCUGUUGUAGUGGAGGAUUCCUCCUCAUCCUGUUGUGUCACUGUGAAAGUUUUCCCACACAUGACUACUGCAUCGUUGAAACAGCAGAUGUUUCUUGAGUACGGCUUUCACCCACUUGUGCAGCGCUGGAUCAUCGGCCAGUGUCUGUGCUCUGAUCAGCGCUCCCUUGCCUCAUAUGGUGUUCGACAGCAUGGAGACACGGCAUACUUGUACCUUCUGUCAGCCCGCCAUGCUCACCUAACCUUCCAAGUCCUGCAGCAGGACCAGGAGAGUGCUCUCCUCCUCAGUCCUUCUCAGUCCAUUCAAAACCCUCCACUCGCUGCCAAGUCCACAAACGGGCCCUCCUCCCAGGACCAGCGGUCAUACGCCACCCUACCUCCAAGCUUCAAGGAUGGUCGGUCAGAGAGACAACACAUCAGAGACCUUACCAGCCUGGAAAUGCCAGAGCUGAAGGAAGCUCUGAGUCUGAGUCCAUCUUCUUCUCAGGGUUGGGCGUGUCCGUCGUGCACGUACAUAAACAAGCCAACGCGCCCGGGCUGCGAGAUCUGCAGCACGAACCGCCCCGAGAGCUACGUCAUCCCAGGAGGAUACCAACCGGAUGCACUGGAGCUCCGACGGAUCCAGCGGGAGAAGGAAGCCAUCAGACAGUACCAGCAGGCGAGGGAGGAAGAGCGAAUGGAGAAUUUUGCCCGCCUUGUUAGGAUGGACGGCCAUGACCUGAUACCCAACCCUGAGCCUGUGGAUUGUAGGAUUUGUUAUGUGGAUCUGCCGCCAGGAGAGGGCGUCCUGCUGAGGGAGUGUCUGCACUGUUUCUGCAAGGAGUGCCUACGCUCCGUCAUCAUGCUGAGCGAGGAGCCCGAGGUUUCCUGCCCGUACAGAGAUGAUGCAUAUUCUUGUGCCGGUGCUUUGCAGGAGCGGGAGAUUCGAGCUCUGGUGUCUGCAGAGGAGUACGAGCGCUGGCUGCAGAGAAGCCUGUCGGUGGCGGAGUCUCGGUGCGAGGGCAGCUAUCACUGCGCGACUGCUGAUUGCGUGGGGUGGUGCGUGUACGAGGAUACGGUCAAUGUCUUCCACUGCCCUGUUUGUAGGAAACACAACUGUCUCAUUUGCAAGGCCGUCCAUGAAGGAAUGAACUGCAAACAGUACCAGGAUGAUCUCACAGCACGCGCUAAAAACGACUCCGCUGCCAGGAGGACGACACAUCUACUAAAGACUCUCGUGCAGUCGGGAGAAGCCAUGCACUGUCCUCAGUGUGGCAUCAUUGUGCAGAAGAGGGAUGGAUGUGAUUGGCUGCGCUGCACCGUUUGUCACACUGAGAUCUGCUGGGUGACCAGGGGGCCUCGCUGGGGGCCCAGGGGUCCUGGAGACACCAGCGGAGGAUGUCGGUGCAGUGUGAAUAAACAGAAAUGUCAUCCUAAAUGCCAAAACUGUCACUGACCUAACGACGGAGCACAACAUCAGAAGGGUUUAACUGGAAAUCAACAGUUCUCAUUAAACACGGAAGAAUGAACUUAAAACUCUGAGCUAUUUAAAACAAAAGCUGUGUGGCAAUAUUCUCAGUUUAAGACAUAAGAGUAUUAUUUCAUAAUCAUGUGGGGACUGUUUGUUUUUAACGAUUGCACUGCAGAUGUAGCCUAACAGGCAUGUUGACACUUUAUGUGUUUUAGAUGUUACAGAUGAGGCGUAAAACUGAAGUGACCUUAAUUUCUGCACAAAACGCUGCAACAGGGUGUUACUGAUCUCAAGUUUUCUUAGAAAUGAUCUGAUUCUUGGUUUGGUUUUAAUUACGAGUCUUUCUGCAUAAAAACCUCUCAAGUGGGUGGAGUUACGUACUCCGGUACUCUCCGGAGAGUGUGUGUGUGUGUGUGUGUGUGUGUGUGUGUGUGGUGGUCUGCUUAUGCUGCCAUGUUACCAAAGAUAUUAAAAUGAGCCUUUUUGUCUUUUUAUUUUUCAUCACAAGUUUCACAAUUUGGGGAAACAAACUUUUGUGUCCAGCUAACCACUCGCAUGCAUCAGUCACCAGCUGUUACACCAUCUUGAUUGCAAUAAUAUCCACAUUUUGUUAAUAAGCUCAUGAUUUUUGUUGUAAAGACAUUAAAUAUAUAAAGGUACGUGUGAAGGUAUCCCACAAACGUAACAUUUUUAAUAUUUAAUGUGACGGCUUUGUAUCUACUGAAGUAUUAGAAAUAUUUUCUGUCAUUCACAAAUAUAAAUGCACUCAAAAAUGGACUGACACUACUGCCCAGGACUGACGAGCCAUACACAGAUGGUCACUGUUUCAGAAGUAUAAUGUCAGCCGUGUGUUGCUGAUGUACUGUUGUGCCUUAGUUAAUGAUACUAAAACUGCUUCAGAUGCAGCCUUUGGUUUUAUUUAGUGAGUUUUUUUAGGAGCCUUUUGAGCUGUGUUGUAAUUUAAACUUUUGAUUAUGCGUUUUUGUUUUUAGAGAAAAGUGACGGUUGUUUACAUGAUCUUUUGCGGUAUUAAACUGUUGGAUUAAUGAAAA
Molecule: messenger RNA, 3569 nt
Organism: Nothobranchius furzeri (turquoise killifish)
Lineage: Eukaryota; Metazoa; Chordata; Actinopteri; Cyprinodontiformes; Nothobranchiidae
Gene: shrprbck1r
Product: sharpin and rbck1 related
Biological process (GO): positive regulation of canonical NF-kappaB signal transduction; protein linear polyubiquitination; proteasome-mediated ubiquitin-dependent protein catabolic process
Cellular component (GO): ubiquitin ligase complex
Molecular function (GO): ubiquitin-protein transferase activity; ubiquitin binding
Source: RefSeq, a predicted model, not a curated record